Fusarium verticillioides 7600 is the source of this 396-nucleotide messenger RNA. RefSeq lists its product as hypothetical. Bases 1 to 396 code for a protein of 131 amino acids. The transcript has 2 exons. The record is from RefSeq and is a predicted model, not a curated record. Lineage: Eukaryota; Fungi; Ascomycota; Sordariomycetes; Hypocreales; Nectriaceae.
AUGGAACACCACCACAGAGUCACCAGGGGAUACCCAAGGUCCCUUCUCAGCAUCCUUCUCAAGCGAAGACCAAGCAUCUACUUCACCGUCUGGCAAUGGCACCCAAAGUGCAAAAUCACAAGCAUCGACCCAUUCAUCUGGAGUGACAAGAUCUGGCACUACAAGCGAUUCGCUACCGUGGUCGGUUCCUGUGUCUGUGGCCACUGGUUCUGGGAUGACAGGUGGGAGUGUAGGUCCAGCUUGGAACACGACUUUGGUUCCUACAGGGAAUGGUUCGAUUCCAACUGUCAGUCUCUCAAGUGGAAGUUUCAUCCCAUUCCCAACAGCUUCAGACCUCACAAACCCAGGGGGUUCGUCGAGUGGCAGCGCGGCUCCAAACUGGAACACCACCUCUGA